Messenger RNA from Planococcus citri (citrus mealybug), 2353 nucleotides. RefSeq names its product calcium-independent phospholipase A2-gamma-like. Gene Ontology annotation, cellular component: membrane. The coding region runs from base 420 to 2261 and encodes 613 amino acids. Gene Ontology annotation, biological process: arachidonate metabolic process. The transcript has 9 exons. Lineage: Eukaryota; Metazoa; Arthropoda; Insecta; Hemiptera; Pseudococcidae. The record is from RefSeq and is a predicted model, not a curated record.
AUUCGAUACGAGAGUCGAAGAUUACAACGAGUUUUAUUCGAUUUUAAUGAGCUUUGUUUUAACGUAAAUUCAUUAUUGACGUUGUACGAUUAUCGCUAUAUCGAAACGUAUUAUAUCGAUUACUAUUGACAGCUAAGAACAGCUGUGUAGAAGAAAGGGUUAUUAGUUGUUAAGCAGUUUACGAAGAAUUGAUCUGUUUUUGUUUUCCGAGACUUAUUGCGUUUUGUAUGGUUCGUGUACAUAUUUAUUACGUUUCUUUCGUUUGUUUUACUUACAUGACCAGUAAAUAGUUAUCGAACACCUGCGACCUAGUAUAAAAAGCAUCGUUCGUUGACAAAAUCGAUUGUUAUCAGUGAUAAAAAAAUUUGAAUUUUAAUUAGUGAUAAGCCCUCUAAAGUGCAAUAAUUAGCAUACAGAGUAUGACAUUGCAGAAAAGACCAUGUUUGUGCGCCUACAGGAUUUUGAAGCUAUCGAGUGCGAAUUUUUCGGACCAGUCGUUAAAUAAAUUUCACCUACCUAAUGAACGUCGAAAAUUUAAUUUAGAUUUGACCUGGAAUCGUAUGAAAAUCCUUUAUCAGUUUCAAGAGUAUAUCAAAUCGAUGAAUAUGAAAAAUCAGUCUUCGUCGACCGAAUGGAUUAAUGUUUUUCGCAAGUUACCAGAUUUAUUCUCGGCAGAGCCACCGAAGAAACCGUUUCAACCUACAUUGACUCCCAUCCCGGAAGCAUCUACUGAAACACAAUCUAAGCAAAUUGACGAUAUACCUGCUGAACCUGCGGAAGAAGUUCCUAAAUCUGUACCAGAGCAAGCAGCUCCUGUUACCAAAGAUCAAUCUUAUAAUAUUCCCUUGAUUAGCGGUUGGAAGCCGAAAAAUAUUACUCCUCAGCCUCUUCCUCCUCCUAAACGAGAUGAUCCUAUACCCAAGUGGAGGAAUAAUGUUACCGUAUCUUCGCCUACGAGCGUAUUAUCCAGAGUAAAACAUCUUUUAGUUCUUAUUGAUUGUGCUGAAACGGUACCUUCUCGAGUAAAACGAAUAGAAGAUUUGAUUGCAUUCUUAUUGAAACAUCGUGAAGCUAAACUAAUCGCUGUCAAGGAAGGUGCCAUUCAAAAAUUACUUCGUGUUAGAGCAAAAACCAAAGAUUUCGCCACUCAUAAAGUAUUACGAGAAGCAUUCGCUUUAUUAGGUCAUAUUGAUCCGCUUCCCUGUAAAGGUAUCCGAAUUUUAUCCAUCGAUGGAGGUGGUAUUCGAGGUAUUGCUGUCAUUGAGAUGCUAAGAAGAUUAGAAGAAUUGACUGGUAAACGAAUUUACGAAUUGUUCGAUUACAUCGUCGGUGUCAGCACUGGUUCCAUUUUAGUUUCGUGUAUUGGCACGCCUCAAGGAAUAUCACUCGAUGAAGCUCUCGCAUUGUAUACGGAUUUCGGUACAAAACUAUUCACCCAAAGUCCACUUUGGGGUGUCGGUAAUUUAUUAUGGGGACGUGCUUACUACGACACGACCAUGUUCGAGCAACUUCUGAAACGUUUCAUUGGCGAAACUCCUUUGAUAAAAACAAACAGAGAUGCUAAUUGCCCAAAGUUGGCAGCUGUCUCUACCAUAAUGAAUCAGUGCUCUAUAAUGCCAUAUGUAUUUCGUAAUUACGCCUUACCGUGUAAUCGUCAAUCUCAAUACUUGGGAAGUUGUCAAUAUACUUUAUUCGAAGCUGUUAGAGCUUCCGGCGCUGCACCUACUUUUUUCGAAGAAUUUUGUCUAGAUGGAAUCAUUCAUCAAGAUGGAGGUAUUCUGAUGAAUAAUCCUUGUGCUCUCGCUAUUCAUGAAGCUAAACUGCUCUGGCCGAAUAGUGAAAUUCAAUGCGUAGUUUCCUGCGGUACAGGUCGUCAUGCUCCGCUGUCUGUUGCGGCUGAAUCUGUCAAAACUAGCGUUAGUCCAUCGUCUGUUUCGUGGAGAACGGUGUUUAAUAAGAUAUUAGAGAGUGCAACAGAUACCGAAGGUGUUCACACAAUGUUGAACGAUCUACUUCCGCCCAAUGUUUAUUUCCGUUUCAAUCCAUAUCUCACCGAUUUAAUCGCAAUGCACGAAAACAAAGCUCCUAAAAUAUCGCAAUUACGCGAAGAGACCAAUUUAUACAUGCGAAGAAACGAAGAGAAAUUCGUCGACGCUGCUACCAGUCUUCUAAUCAAACGAACCGCUACUCAAAGAGUUCAAGAUUUCUUGGAAUUAAAAUGUUACGAAUACGGAGUCAAAAAUACCGCUUGUAAAUUGUAAUUGUAAUUCAUCGUUUUGUACCUGUGUAUUUUUUAAAGAAAUAAUAAUAGCUUAUAUUUUUGUUAAUUUCUCAUUACAUUUUUCUUUUGUUA